Molecule: messenger RNA, 523 nt
Organism: Sitodiplosis mosellana (orange wheat blossom midge)
Lineage: Eukaryota; Metazoa; Arthropoda; Insecta; Diptera; Cecidomyiidae
Product: 60S ribosomal protein L34-like
Exons: 2
Coding region: 77-427 (116 amino acids)
Biological process (GO): translation
Cellular component (GO): ribosome
Molecular function (GO): structural constituent of ribosome
Source: RefSeq, a predicted model, not a curated record
AUCUAUUUUGAGUGUGUUAUGAUAUUUUUGUAAAAAUUCCUGUGAUUUUUUUGUAAUUUCAGAAUUUGUGUGAAAAAUGGUUCAGCGAUUGACACUCCGACGACGAUUGUCGUACAACACAAACUCAAACAAACGGCGUAUUGUCCGUACACCAGGUGGCCGUUUGGUCUAUCAAUACGUGAAGAAGCGCAAGAAUGUCCCAAAGUGCGGUCAAUGCAAGGAAAAGUUGAAGGGUAUCCGCCCAACACGUCCAUUGGAACGUUCCCGCAUCUCAAAGCGCCAGAAGACAGUCGCUCGUACCUACGGUGGAGUUUUGUGUCAUCAAUGCGUUCGCGAACGCAUCGUCCGCGCUUUCUUGAUUGAAGAACAAAAAAUCGUCAAAGUGCUUAGCCGUUCAUCGAAAGUAGCUGUUGCUGCUAAGAAAUAAGCAUUCUAUUUUUACGUAUGUCAUCUAAGGCGUAAUCCUUAUUUCCAUUGAUGAAAUUAAGCAAAAAAUAAAAUGUGAAUUCAGUUACACUAAAAA